UUACUGGCAAUGUCGGCAAAGAACAGACUUGAUGUUUUUGAUAAGAAAACCCGAGAUGUAAUUGAAUCGGAUCUUGUUAAAAUGCGUGGCUAUAAAAGGAACAUAGGAAGUCGAAAUCAAGAAAUGACCAUGAAAAAUGUUGAAAAAAAGGUAGAGCAAAUGGGAGCAAAAAACGAAGAAAUGUUCUCCAUGAUUUCAAAAAUUAUGCAAAAACCAAAUUCAACAGGGCAUCUUCAAUGGGAUUCACAAACUCUUGCCGAUUUAAUGAACAAAUCAGAUAGUUUUGAUGAUGAUCAAGAAUCAUUAAAUAUGCCGCGCUCUUCUGAAUCUUCUGCCAUGUCAGUUCGUAAUAGAACGUUAGAACGCCAAUCGGAACCGGUUCGGAAAUCUCCAAAAGCAGCACCAAAAGUUAAGAACGAGGCAGGAAUAACAGCUUCUUAUGUAUUUUAUCGAUUUCUUUUCAUGUUUAUCGCAAUCUUUGUUGUUCCUUUCAUCACUUCGUAUUUCAGACAAUAAGGGUAGAAAUGGUUCGAAAAAAUUCCUUUGUGAUAUUCAUUCAAGCUUUAAUUUUAAUUUUCACAAUCGAUCGAUUAAUCGACUUGUUUCCCCUUCUGUUCAGCUAGCUUAAUGCCAUUUUCAUAUGAUCUUGCCGAAUGUAGACUGUUCUUACAGUUGUGAUACACUAAACAAUUUUAAAAUAAAUUCUUCAGUUUCAUGUUUUC
Molecule: messenger RNA, 722 nt
Organism: Caenorhabditis elegans
Lineage: Eukaryota; Metazoa; Nematoda; Chromadorea; Rhabditida; Rhabditidae
Gene: ZK688.11
Exons: 4
Coding region: 10-516 (168 amino acids)
Source: RefSeq, marked reviewed